Messenger RNA from Mercenaria mercenaria, 4912 nucleotides. RefSeq lists its product as uncharacterized. Gene Ontology annotation, molecular function: transmembrane receptor protein tyrosine kinase activity; ATP binding. Lineage: Eukaryota; Metazoa; Mollusca; Bivalvia; Venerida; Veneridae. Bases 107 to 3913 code for a protein of 1268 amino acids. The transcript is spliced from 29 exons. Gene Ontology annotation, biological process: cell surface receptor protein tyrosine kinase signaling pathway; multicellular organism development; protein phosphorylation. The record is from RefSeq and is a predicted model, not a curated record. Gene Ontology annotation, cellular component: signaling receptor complex.
GUCCGCCCACAAGCGCAGAAUUGCUCGGCUUUCCUAACCAGUCACGACAGAGGAAUAGCAGAACUUCUUGAUUUAUCUAUAACUAUUGUUCAAGUUUUCAUAAGAAAUGAACUCGAUUUUAUUUCUUGCUACAGUUUGUGUGCACUUAACUGUAUAUCUUGGUACCUCGGAUGCAUGGAGCGGUCACUAUUACCAUGUACGAAGACGCGGGGCCUCAACUUUAGUCACGUACUGUGCCAGCUGGUCUUGGUGGUGGGGAUGUUCUUACUAUCGGUCAUAUUGGAAGACGCAUUAUUACCUAGCAGGUACAUGUCUUGCAGGCUGGAGACAUAAUGGAGAUCAAAAUUGCAACAUACCUAUAUGCCGGCCCUCAUGCCGAAACGGUGGACAAUGUGAACGUCCAAACUACUGCAAAUGUCCAAGCACCUCGUCCGGUGCAACUACAGGGUGUAGCACCUUAACGUGUUCAUACCAACGACCAUGCUUUCCGGGAGAUUGUAUAUCUGGAAGUACCUGCUCCUGCGAACCUGGAUUCAUCAGUCAGAGGUUAAAUGAUGGUUGUAUUGUAUUUAACACAUCUCACACUGAACUAAGCCCAAUAGUUGGCAAGAGCAACGUAACAUUAGCCAACAUCAGACGGACCGAUAAAAGAGUGAAUUUCAUGUUUAGUCUAGAAGGUCUUGAAAAUACCAAGCCAGGCCAGAAAGCAAUUAUUUGGAGCAACCAAAAACGGUUUAACAACCUACGGUUCGAGUAUGAGUCAUAUUUUGAACCACCAGAUAAUUUACCGACACGACCAAGCUAUGUUCAUGAAAAUGAAAUUGGAAUUGUGGAAAGUGUUAUCGAAGCUAAUGUUAGCAAAGUACCCACAAAGGGGGGCCUGAUCAGAGAUCACGGAUCGUUCAAACAAUACAAGUGCGAAAAUGGUUUUUCUAAUGAGAACCCAGCAAAGGAAAUAGCUACUUGCAUUAUAGAUGAUGACCAGUUUGCGACACUAAUUGAGCACGGAGACUGGUUUAACAUCAAGUUCAAAUCAACAUCUGGUGGCUUCCAGAAACUUGUUAAUAUCGACAGACAUAGUGAGCCAUAUGCGACAAAAUAUUACAAAGGUCUUCAAGAUAUUAAAGAACUCCAGUUCAAUUUCGAUUUUAUCGCCCCGAAACACUGUUCACAAUCAGGCUCGUGGGGACAUUGUGAUGUAAAUUCGACCAUUUUAAAAGUCGGAAAAGAAUUUACGAAGGAUCCGAUUGAAAUAUACUGGUCAGGCUGGACUGAUGAUCUUUCCCAGGUUUGGGAGUAUUACAUAGAGGUCUUCAAACUGAGCCCUGAUCCAUAUGGUAGACUGAUUGAAAUGGAACCUUUAUCUCCGCUAUUUAAUGCAACUAUAGCCCAUGAACCUGCUAUUGCAUACCCAACAUACAAGCCGAAUGAUCCUGGCAUGUAUAGUGUACUGUUGUUAACAAGGGACCAUGCAAAUAAUUCGAGAAUUGCACGACGUCUUGUUUUGUUUGAUAAUAAAUCUGAGAUUACUUUCAAUGAAGACCCUGAGGUUAGAUUAUAUGUGAGCUCGGCAGUUGCAGAAACCGGCUACAUGUGGCAGACGGCGGCAAAAGGCAAAGAUGUCAGAAUUGAUGUUCAUUGGCAAAAUCAUUUUAUCAACAAGAUACAUGAAGAUAACAUGCUUUUGAGCUCUGUUGAACCGUACCCAAUGCAGUUUAAAGAGAUUCAGGAUGACAACUUAUUGUUCAGUCAAAAGUUUGUCCAUGACUCAAUGGACGAUCAUGAAGGACAGCGAACGCGUGACCCCAUACAGAAUUUCCAUGGCAUUGUAAGAUAUGAAAUUGUUAAAAUAUAUACCUUGGAUGAUUCUGAGCCAACAUCCGGCUGGGAGGUUGUUACGCCGUUUCAAGAGAAAACAUCGUUCACAGAAAAGCUUGCAGAUGGAAGUAGGAUCCGUAUAUGGAUUCGUGCAACUGAUGUUAUGGGCAACAUAAAAGCAGACAGUACAUUAAUGCGCGUUGAUGCAACACCUCCAAAAAUAUCUAAAGCUGGGACAGUAGGGGCCGACCACGCCUUCACAUCGAAUGUGCAAAAUGCUACGUAUAACUAUACGUCAAGAAUAAGUUUCACAGCAUCUGACGAUGAAAGUGGAGUGCAUAAAAUAGGAUUCACAAUAACUAUCAAAACUAAUGGCAAAAGAGAUAGAGUGAUUUAUGAGGGAUAUGCAGCAGCAAGAACUGAUACGGCUGAUAACCCGUUCUGCAAGACGAUAGAAGGCAAAUGUUUCGUUCCCCAACAGCAAGUUGAUUUGGAUAAUUGUUGGUUUAUGAUUAGUAAGAGCGAUCUGGAAACAAGUUUUGCAUCCGUUAAUGUAACCGCCUACAAUCAGGCUUUGCUUACAGCAUCCACCGUUUUUGAGGUUGGACAUGUGAAUAAACUAAAUGGACUUGAAAAAUAUAAUGGACCAGAAAAUAUGCGUAUUGAAUCACCUACACCCAAUGGAUUUCGCGUUGCCUGGGAUCUUCCAGAAAAAACGUCGUGCUAUGGAAGAGCUGAAAUAGUGUUGGUACUUUUAAAGAAGACUACAAACGGGGACAUGAAAUUAGAGACGUAUUACACAUCUGGAACAAGUAAAUACUUUGAUAUCCUUGGUCUCGAUGCUGAAGCUGACUAUAUGAUUGACUUUGGAAUGAAGUUGCCAAAUGCUUCAGCUGUACAGCAGACAGGAGUCGCAUUAAGUGUUAAAACUCCUGCACAAGUACAAGAUAAAGGAACAGAUACGGGAGUUAUCGUUGGAAUAGUAAUUGGAUUUUUGGUUCUUGUUGCACUGGUUGUGGUGGUUAUGAUCUUCCUUAUAAGAAGAGGUUACAUACAUCCUGCUCAACGGGUGCGGAGUGUAAGGAGGGCUGUUACGAGGAAGGUUAGGAGACCGAGGAGUCAUGUAAUAAGUGGAAACGGUGCUCGAAGUUUUGAUAAUGCCGCUUACAAUAAUCGUCAAAGCGAAUUAUACAUUUACGGCGGAAUGGAUAUGGAGGCACCGAAGAUAUGGCAUAUAAGUAGGAAUGACGUUGUAUUUGAAUCUCUAAUCAAAAACGGGCACUUUGCCAACAUUUACAAAGCUAAACUUAGAUCCAAAAAGGGACAAGCAGGAGAUGUUGUGGCUAAAACAUUGAAAGAGGGUUUCACGCCGGAUGACGAACUACUGAUGAAGGCAAAAAUAAAUUUUACUGGAGAAAUGGUAGGGGAGCAUCCAAAUAUUCUAAAGUUUAUCGGCGCUGUCAUCAGCGAUGAUGCAAUGGGUCCAUUCAUUAUCUAUGAAUACUGUGCACAUGGACCUUUACGAGACUACCUUGCCGAACAAAGGAAUAAUGUAACUAUAGAUUUGCAAGAAAAUCUCUUUCGGUUCGGACUUGACAUUUCCAAAGGCAUGGAAUUUCUCGCUGGAAAAGGGAUAGUUCACCGACGUCUUGCUGCUCGAAACAUUCUUUUGACUUUCAUCAAUGAAGUCAAGAUUGCUGGUUUCGGACCCCAACCGAAUGAAGAGGACGGUGGUGAUGCGGGGAAGGAGAAACGGGAACGCAUACCUAUCAAAUGGAUGGCGCCAGAAUGCAUGGGAUCUACUCGUGAUGCGAAUGAACAGAGUGAUGUUUGGUCAUUCGCCGUUGUUCUUUGGGAAAUAUUUUCACUCGGAGAGACUCCUUAUGAAGGAAAAGGCGCGGACCUUCCAAGGCGGCUAAAGAAAGGCGAAAGACUAGGAAAACCUGAACAAUGUGACGACACAUGGUAUGGUGUUAUGCAAAAAUGCUGGGCGUAUGAAGCGAAGAAAAGGCCAUUGUUCCGGGAUAUCAGAGACGAACUGGACAACCUGUUUGAAGCAUCGCCUGGAGAUGAUUACUACUUUUACAAACGAUAAAAUCGAUACAGUCAAUACGACAAACUGUACAUUUUGAAUUUUGUUGCUAUGCUUGUCUGACAUUGGUUAAUGAUAUAUUGAGUCAUAUUACUUUCUGUCAUAUUUCUCCAGUACUGAAGCAUUACAAAUGUGUUAGCCACCAUAUCUGAAUACGGUCACAGCUUAACUUAACAGAAAGAAUGAAAAAAUAAUUAUAAAUACAAAACUAAAUGCACCUCCUUGCAUUUUAUAUGAAAUUUGCUUCUCCGAAGUUUAGAAAAUAUCAAUAGUCUUUGUUUUGCUCGUGCUACGCAACAUAGUUAAAUGGCAAUGAAUCAGUACAUGACAAGUAUACACUCAGUUCCAAAAGAAAGUGUACACUUAGUUUUCUGUUAUUUUUUCUCGGUUAUUUUCAUGAAAACUUAUAAUGUUUGUUACCAAAAUUUAAAUCAGUUCGUAAACAAAUUGGUGUGCAUUUUAGAUUUUGAGUUAUACCUGAGAGUUAGUGUAUGAAAAAAUGAAACAAAAACGUCGGGAAAUUUUUUGAAAUAUUUAAAACUUAAAAAGUGCACACUUUCUUUUGGAACUGAGUAUAUAGUUGUUAGAUAUCAGACGAUAUGUACACAGUUUAAUCAUCUUUCGGGUUUGCUUCAAGCAAUUCUUAUUUUACUUGCGGACUAAUUUAAAUGUUGCUUUAAUUCUCAAUUGUUCUAUUGCAUUGAUAAUAUCAAACGAUGUAAAAAAAUGUAUGAAUGAGACAGUGAAAAAAUGGAGGCAAUUAUUUUUCAGACAGAAGGAUCUUCGGAGAUAAUCUCUGUGAAAUAAAAACUCAGUUUUAAUUAGCUUUGUAUAGAUUCAUGUAAUGUAUGAGUUGUAUUUGAAAUUUUACACAUAUGAUAAUUUUAAACGCACACUAUCAUAGAUAUUACGCCUACACAGUAACUCGUGAAAAUGUGUAAAGUUUAGAACCUAUUAUUAUGUUUAAACACGUGUAAAUAAAGUAAAAGUUUUCUUUCUGUG